Messenger RNA from Prunus armeniaca (apricot), 945 nucleotides. NCBI's taxonomy places the organism in Eukaryota, Viridiplantae, Streptophyta, Magnoliopsida, Rosales, Rosaceae. The record is from the annotation of a GenBank genome assembly.
AUGGACCUUAAGGGUAACAAUCCUGGAUCCGCCACUGACGUGUAUCUCUCGCAUCUGUUCAGUCAAGAUGGUACAAAUAGUUUCAUUGUUUCAAUUCUGAAUGGGAUUGCCAUGGGAGCUGGGGUUGGUAUUUCAGUCCACGGAAAAUUCCGUGUAGCAACAGAGAAUUUGAUCUUUGCAACGCCAGAAAAUGGUCUGGGAUUUUUUCCUAAUGUGGGUGCUUCUUAUUUCUUGUCAAGACUUCCUGGAUUUUUUGGAGAGUAUUUGGGUCUCACAGGUGCCAGGUUGGAUGGUGCUGAAAUGCUUGCUUGUGGUCUAGCAACUCACUUUGUUCCCUCAGCCAAAUUGCCUCUACUGGAAAAGGCUCUGAUUUCCAGAGCAGCUUCAGCUACUUCCUCAAGCUUUGAUCUUGCUUUUAUUUCAGCAAUUAUAGACGAACACUCCCUACAGCAACCGGCUAUGAACGAGAAAAGUGCUCUUCACAAAAUUGAUGUCAUUAACAAGUGCUUUUCCAGACCAACAAUUGAAGAAAUCUUAAGUGCCCUUGAGAGGGAGGCUGCAGAAGCAAACAUGGCACAUGAUGACCAUCGUUAUGAAUGGUUAGCUUUGACGAUUCGUUUACUGAAGAAGGCAUCGCCGAUGAGCUUGAAGAUUUGUUUGAGAUCCAUUAGAGAAGGAAGGAUGCAGGCAAUUGAUGAAUGCCUUGUCCGCGAGUACAGAAUAACUAGCCAUAUACUGCGAGGGCAAAUGAGCAAGGACUUCAGAGAAGGUUGUAGAGCUAUCGUGUGGGACAAGGAUAAGAAACCAAAGUGGAAGCCUUAUAGUUUGGAGCUCAUCACUGACCAUAUGGUUGAUCACUACUUCUCUAAGUUGGAUGGUGAUGAAGAAUUAAAGCUCCCUGAUCAAAGAUCCAACUUGCCUGCAUUUGCCAAUGCCAAGCUUUGA